AUGUCACCAUCACCAAGCCAAUGCAGUCGUCGUCGCCCCGAGGCACACACUCGCAAGCCAUCACUCACGAACUCCGUCUCAAGCAAUGACUCCUCAUCAACACAAUCAACCCGUUCAUCUGGAACCAUCCGCCACAGCAGAGUCCUCGACUUCGACCCUCUCUCACUACACCCGACCUUCCAACCACCACCAGGCCGCCUCUUCGAGCGGCCCCUCAUCCACAACUCCCAGACCAUCGAGGAUGAGGUGAUCAACUCCUACUUCUCUUCUCAAGAAGCCCUGGCCGAAGAACAGGCCAAGGCGUCUUUCGCCGCCGCCAUCCCGAACAUGCCCGCACCACCCGUCGACUCACCCCGCACUCCGAUCCAGCAAGCCGAGCGCUCCCGUGAGCACGCCGCCGAGGGUGACGACUACUUCCUCUUCAAGGUCCAGCAACACAUCGCCGCCACCCGACCCCAGCUCCCAAGGUCCCACUGGUCCGAGUCGACGGUCCAGACCCUCGACAUGUCUUCGCCGGACGAGGACGACGAGGAUGCCUCCGAGGAAAGCUUCGUCGACGAGGAGAGGCCAGUACGGGAAUCCAGGUGGCAGAACUUCUCCCACAAGCGCAACUCUCCAGUAAAGCGACCCCAAAUGAAGUCCCUCGACAGCGUCGAAGACUUCCUCAAGCGCGGCGGGUGGAAGAGGCGCGGCAUCGUCUUCGAGAACGACGGCACCCGGCAAUCCGACAGCAGCUUGUUCUAA
Molecule: messenger RNA, 744 nt
Organism: Colletotrichum karsti
Lineage: Eukaryota; Fungi; Ascomycota; Sordariomycetes; Glomerellales; Glomerellaceae
Exons: 1
Coding region: 1-744 (247 amino acids)
Source: RefSeq, a predicted model, not a curated record